AUGGAGGGUUUAAGAAGAAGAAACGUUCGCCUGGAUUCAUACACUUGUAAGAUGUGUGGCGAGGAAGAGGAAACCGUAGACCACCUGUUUGUUGGUUGUCAAUUAGCUCUAGCAGUAUGGGAUUUCAUUGCGGAUUGGACAAGAUGUCUGAGGUUAUUCGCCUUCACCGUUAAGGAUAUUAUUAACCUUCACAAAAACGUCCGUGGGAGCCGAAGAUGGAAACAACUUCUCCAGCUGAUUAUAUUGGUGGCUUUAUGGGGAAUUUGGAGGUGUAGAAACGACAGGGUAUUCAAGGACAAGGAACCGAAUUUUGAAGGGCUGAAGCAAGAAAUUCGACAGUUGGGAUUCCUUUGGUUUAAGAACAGGGCAAAGAGACAUUCGGUGACAUGGGUUCAACGGUGUAAUAUGGACACAUAUAGUAUGGAUUUGUAA
Molecule: messenger RNA, 432 nt
Organism: Helianthus annuus (common sunflower)
Lineage: Eukaryota; Viridiplantae; Streptophyta; Magnoliopsida; Asterales; Asteraceae
Exons: 1
Coding region: 1-432 (143 amino acids)
Source: RefSeq, a predicted model, not a curated record